Molecule: messenger RNA, 597 nt
Organism: Saprolegnia parasitica CBS 223.65
Lineage: Eukaryota; Oomycota; Saprolegniomycetes; Saprolegniales; Saprolegniaceae
Exons: 1
Coding region: 1-597 (198 amino acids)
Source: RefSeq, a predicted model, not a curated record
AUGCACUGCGCCUACUGCAACACCAACGACCAUCGAUUUCACGGCUGCAUCGCGCUCCGGCAAGCCAUGAUCCAGCGCUCGGGGCUAAAGGGCUUCGUCGUUCCACAAGGUCUCUGGUGCAGCUACUGUGUGUCGUUUGGCCGGUUUGAAGGCCACGUUGAAGCCCACUGCCGCUGGCUCGUGGAGCACGUGUACAUGGGCGUUCCCAUCUCGCGACAGUGCCUGCCUCGACGCCUCGUGCUACCCAACGUAGCACCGCCGACGUCCGAGUGCGGCUACUGCGCCGACCGAGCCCACACGGUGGAGCACUGCACGAUGCUUCAAUUUGACGCGGUCGCUGGGAGCGUUCGCCGCAACUUUCGCAUUCCGGCCGCCGUCGGCUGCAGCUACUGCAUUCUGCACCAGAAGCUCCGGCAGCACCCGUUGGACGCGUGCUACCGAUUGCAAGAGCACCAAGAAGCGCGGCAAGUGCACCCGCGCUUCCCCAUGGCGAGCAGCAAGGGGCCGCCGUGCACUUCGCCAGAAAUGAUCAAGCGACUGGCCACGCACUCUGUCGACACCCCACGCAAGCGGUCCAAGUACGGCCCUGCGUUGUGA